Lontra canadensis (Northern American river otter) is the source of this 3562-nucleotide messenger RNA. RefSeq names its product ADAM metallopeptidase with thrombospondin type 1 motif 17 (gene ADAMTS17). Bases 75 to 3455 code for a protein of 1126 amino acids. The transcript has 23 exons. Gene Ontology annotation, biological process: proteolysis; extracellular matrix organization. NCBI's taxonomy places the organism in Eukaryota, Metazoa, Chordata, Mammalia, Carnivora, Mustelidae. Gene Ontology annotation, cellular component: extracellular matrix. The record is from RefSeq and is a predicted model, not a curated record. Gene Ontology annotation, molecular function: metalloendopeptidase activity.
CUCCGGCUGGCGCCGCCGCCUCGCGUGCUCCUGCUCCGCCACGACCGUCCGGGGGGCUGCUCCUCCCAAGUACCAUGUGUGACGGCGCCCUGCUGCCUCCUCUCGUCCUGCCCUUGCUGCUGCUGCUGGUUUGGGGACUGGACCCGGGCACAGCUGUCGGCGACGCGGCGGCCGACGUGGAGGUGGUACUGCCGCGGCGGGUGCGUCCAGACGACGUGCACCUGCCGCCGCUGCCCGGCGCCCCCGGGCCCCGAAAGCGCCGGCGCCCCCGCGCGCCCCCAGCCGCCUCGCGCGUCCGGCCGGGCGAGCGCGCCUUGCUGCUGCACCUGCCGGCCUUCGGGCGCGACCUGUACCUGCAGCUUCGCCACGACCUGCGGUUCCUGUCCCGCGGCUUCGAGGUGGAGGAGGCGGGAGCGGCCGGGCGCCGCGGACGGCCCGCCGAGCUGUGCUUCUACUCGGGCCGCGUGCUCGGCCACCCCGGUUCCCUCGUCUCGCUCAGCGCCUGCGGCGCCGGCGGCGGCCUGGUUGGCCUCAUCCAGCUUGGGCAGGAGCAGGUGCUCAUCCAGCCCCUCAACAAUUCCCAGGGCCCGCUCAGCACACGGGAGCAUCUGGUCAGGCGCAAAUGGUCCUCGGCACCCAGCCCCUCCACCGAGGCCCAGGGUCCUGGGCAGCUCUGCCAGGUUCUAACAGAAAAGAAGAAACCAAGGAGGGACAGGCCAUCCCAGGACUGGCGGGAGCGGAGGAACGCCAUCCAGCUAACCAGCGAGCACACGGUGGAGACCCUGGUGGUGGCCGAUGCCGACAUGGUGCAGUACCACGGGGCAGAGGCCGCCCAGAGGUUCAUUCUCACCGUCAUGAACAUGGUGUACAAUAUGUUUCAACACCAGAGCCUUGGAAGUAAGGUGAACAUUCAGGUUACCAAGCUCGUCCUGCUACGACAACGGCCUGCCAAAUUGUCCAUUGGGCACCAUGGUGAGAGGUCCCUGGAGAGCUUCUGUCACUGGCAGAAUGAGGAAUAUGGAGGAGCCCGGUACCUCGGCAAUAAUCAGGUUCCAGGAGGGAAGGAUGAUACGCCCCCCGUGGACGCAGCUGUAUUUGUUACCAGGACAGAUUUCUGCGUACACAAAGACGAACCGUGUGACACCGUUGGAAUUGCUUACUUAGGAGGCGUGUGCAGUGCUAAGAGGAAAUGUGUGCUUGCCGAAGACAAUGGUCUCAAUUUGGCCUUUACCAUCGCUCAUGAGCUGGGCCACAACUUGGGGAUGAACCACGAUGAUGACCACUCGUCCUGUGCCGGCAGAUCCCACAUCAUGUCAGGAGAGUGGGUAAAAGGCCGGAACCCCAGCGACCUCUCUUGGUCCUCAUGCAGUCGCGAUGACCUUGAAAACUUCCUCAAGUCAAAAGUCAGCGCAUGUCUGCUGGUCACCGACCCCAGGAGCCGGCAUGCCGUCCGUCUCCCUCACAAGCUGCCAGGGAUGCACUACAGCGCCAACGAGCAGUGCCAGAUCCUGUUUGGCACCAAUGCCACCUUCUGCCGAAACAUGGAGCAGCAUCUGAUGUGUGCUGGACUGUGGUGCCUGGUGGAAGGAGAUACGUCCUGCAAGACCAAGCUGGACCCUCCUCUGGACGGCACCGAGUGUGGGGCAGACAAGUGGUGCCGCGCAGGAGAGUGUGUGAGCAAGACGCCCAUUCCGGAGCACGUGGAUGGAGACUGGAGCCCGUGGGGUGCUUGGAGCAUGUGCAGCCGGACGUGUGGGACAGGAGCCCGCUUCCGGCAGAGGAAGUGUGACAACCCCCCGCCUGGGCCUGGGGGCACGCACUGCCUGGGAGCCAGUGUGGAGCAUGCUGUCUGCGAGAACCUUCCCUGCCCCAAGGGCCUGCCCAGCUUCCGGGACCAGCAGUGCCAGACCCAUGACCGGUUGAGCAGCAAGAAGAAGGGCCUGCUGACAGCAGUGGUGGUUGAUGAUAAACCAUGUGAACUCUACUGCUCACCCCUGGGGAAGGAGUCCCCGCUGCUGGUGGCUGACAGGGUCCUGGAUGGCACACCCUGCGGGCCCUAUGAGACCGACCUCUGUGUGCAUGGCAAGUGCCAGAAAAUUGGCUGUGAUGGCAUUAUCGGGUCUGCGGCCAAGGAAGACCGGUGUGGAGUCUGCAGUGGGGACGGCAAGACAUGCCGAGUGGUGAAGGGUGACUUCAGCCACUCUCGGGGCACAGGUUAUAUUGAAGCUACCAUCAUUCCAGUGGGAGCCCGGAGGAUUCGCGUGGUGGAGGAUAAACCCGCCCACAGUUUUCUGGCUCUGAAAGAUACCAAUAAGAGAUCCAUCAAUAGCGAUUGGAAGAUAGAGCUCCCCGGAGAGUACCAGAUUGCGGGCACAACCGUGCGCUACGUUAGAAGGGGUCUGUGGGAGAAGAUUUCUGCCAAGGGACCAACCAAGAUCCCACUGCAUCUGAUGGUGCUGUUAUUUCAUGACCAAAAUUAUGGAAUCCAUUACGAGUACACCGUUCCUGUCAACUACACCGCAGAAAAUCAGAGUGAACCCGAGAAACCCCAGGACUCUUUGUUCCUCUGGACCCACAGCGGCUGGGAAGGGUGCAGUGUGCAAUGCGGAGGAGGGGAACGCAGAACCAUCGUGUCCUGCACACGGAUUAUUAAUAAGACCACAACUCUGGUGAAUGACAGUGACUGUCCUCAAGCAAGCCGUCCAGAGCCUCAGGUCCGAAGGUGCAACUCACAUCCAUGUCAGUCACGGUGGGUGGCAGGCCCAUGGAGCCCCUGCUCAGCUACCUGUGAGAAGGGCAUCCAGCAUCGUGAGGUGACCUGCGUAUACCAGCUGCAAGACGGCACCCACAUCACCACACGGCCCCUCUACUGCCCAGGCCCCCGGCCGGCACCAGUGCAGAGCUGCGAAGGCCAGGACUGCCUGUCCAUCUGGGAGGCAUCUGAGUGGUCACAGUGCUCGGCCACCUGUGGCAAAGGGACACAGAAACGAACUGUGACAUGCACCAAUUCGCAAGGAAAAUGCGAUGCAUCCACGAGGCCCAAAGCAGAGGAGGCGUGUGAGGACUACUCAGGCUGCUAUGAGUGGAAGACUGGAGACUGGUCCAAGUGCUCCUCAACCUGCGGGAAGGGCCUACAGUCCCGAGUGGUACAAUGUAUGCACAAGGUCACCGGGCGCCAUGGCAACGAGUGCCCCGCCCUCUUGAAGCCAGCCGCCUACAGACAGUGCCACCAGGAGGUCUGCAAUGACAAGAUCAACGUGAACACCAUCACCUCCCCUCGCCUCGCCGCCCUGACCUACAAAUGCACACGGGACCAGUGGACGGUGUACUGCCGGGUCAUCCGAGAAAAAAACCUCUGCCAGGACAUGCGGUGGUACCAGCGCUGCUGCCAGACGUGCAGGGACUUCUACGCAAACAAGAUGCGCCAGCCGCCUCCGCCGUCGCUGAGCUCAUGACACGUGGCCCAGUGGCCCCCCAGCGCAGCAGCGCGUGGCCUGCGUGCUAACGACAUGGCAAGCUGAACGCCCACCUGAGAGCACACCAGUCCUGCCCGGCCGGGCCC